AUGUCCCACCUCCCCGAAACCCCCACAGAAAAACUAGAGCUCAUAACUCGCAACCUGCAGGAAGUGAUCGGUGCUGGCCUCCUUCGGGCAAAACUAGAGGCUCAGGAGGUUGUGAGAUGUUACUGGGGGACGGCCCCGACUGGACGACCGCAUAUCGGCUACUUUGUACCUCUUACCAAGAUUGCCGAUUUCCUAAAUGCCGGUGUCGAGGUGACGAUCCUCCUCGCGGACAUCCACGCGAUCCUCGACAACCUCAAAGCGCCCGUGGAGCUCGUCGCCUACCGAGUCGAAUACUACCGGUACAUUCUCACCUGUGUCUUCCGCACCAUCGGCGUCCCCCUGCACAAGCUCAAGUUCGUCGUCGGCAGUUCCUACCAGCUCACGGCCAAGUAUACGAUGGACAACUACCGGCUCUGCGCCAGUGUUUCGGAACAUGAUGCCAAGCGUGCUGGGGCGGAAGUGGUGAAACAAGUCGAGAGCCCGUUGUUGUCCGGCUUGUUAUACCCUGGCCUGCAGGCGCUGGACGAGGAGUAUCUCGGUGUGGACUUCCAAUUUGGAGGAGUAGAUCAGCGCAAGAUAUUCGUCCUAGCGGAAGAAGUACUCCCCAAGCUCGGAUAUCGUAAACGCGCACAUCUGAUGAACCGGAUGGUGCCCGGGCUCGCAGGGGGGAAGAUGAGUUCCUCCGAUCCGAACAGCAAGAUCGAUUUCCUCGAUUCGGCCGCAGAGGUGAAGAAGAAGAUCAAAGCGGCGUUUUGUGAAGAGGGGAACGUGGAGGAUAAUGGAAUCCUCGCGUUUGCCCAAGCGGUCCUCUUCCCCAUCUCACGCUUGAGGCUGUCUAUCCAGGCUAGCGGGGUCGAAGACGGCGGUGUGAAGCCCUUUGUGCUGGAGGACGCGCCGGAAGGGACCGUAUUCAGUAUUUCGCGCAAGCAGGAAUGGGGAGGCCCGCUCCAUUACCAGACGUACGAAGACUUGGAACGGGACUUUGCCGACCGGAAACUGCACCCGGGGGACUUGAAGGCCGGUGUGCAGGAGGCGAUUGGAAACUUGCUUAUGCCGCUGCAUAAGCUUUUUGCGGAGGAUCCGGAGUUUAGGGAGGCGGAGAGGAGGGCGUACCCACCUCCGGAACAGGUUAAGAAGGCUAAGAAGGUGCGUUGGUCUUAG
Dacryopinax primogenitus is the source of this 1161-nucleotide messenger RNA. Its product is annotated as tyrosine tRNA ligase. The coding region runs from base 1 to 1161 and encodes 386 amino acids. Gene Ontology annotation, molecular function: ATP binding; tyrosine-tRNA ligase activity. Lineage: Eukaryota; Fungi; Basidiomycota; Dacrymycetes; Dacrymycetales; Dacrymycetaceae. Gene Ontology annotation, biological process: tyrosyl-tRNA aminoacylation. The transcript has 4 exons. The record is from RefSeq and is a predicted model, not a curated record.